CUAACAUGGCAGCACUGGCAGAAGGCCGUCAUUAUGGGCUCUCAUCGUCAAUUUCAUCUCAGGAACACAAAACUGUGGUCCAAGUAAAAUUAACAGACUCAGCCCUUAAAACUAUUGACGAAUUCCUCAAAAUCAAGGGUGGCAACUCUCAAAGAACACCGACCAUCCAAUUCCAGGGGAACACAGGAAUAAUCUGCAUACCCAGCAAUAACACAAGUGAUCCUGCCCGAACAUUCCAGUUCUCACUGUCUCCAGUGGUCGACUCUAACACCAGCGACUGUGCACACCAACCAGACACAAAACAUGGCAGUCAUCUCAACACGCUGGGCACCAUGUCCCAGAAAAUCGCAAUCCAUGCCACCAGUGAUGUAUUCCAGGCUACGAAACAGCGCAUGAACCAAGCUAUAGCAGAUACCAACAGUGUUUGUACGCAAGAAAUCAAGCCAAGUGGGCGCCACAUUGGCCGCAAAAUCAAGAGAGUGAAACCUGGUCUUGACUUAAGUACCAAACCCACCCCAAGUUCAGCAAAGCUAACAAAGACUGCUAUAGUAUCUUCUUCCCAUGUUCCUCAUGCCAGUUCUGUACGCCCGAGCUCGCUGCAUGCGGGACCUCGCUCUUUAUCUCCCUACCAGAGUAGUCAUGAGCCUUCUAAGGUGUCGUCGUCGGUGUCAUCCUCAUCUUCGCCUUUGUCACAUCACCCAUCGUCGUCGCUUUCAUCAUCCACCCCAGCAUCCGUGCCAGCCAGCAACAAAACCAAGCCUAUCAACCCAGCCAUUGUUGGAGUGCCUAUAAGAGAUCGGAUAAUACACUUAUUGGCCUUACGCCCUUACAAGAAACCAGAGCUACUGUUGAGACUGAAAGCAGAUGGAAUCAUGGAAAAAGACAAGGACACCAUUACUUCUGUACUACAACAAGUGGCCACAUUUAUCCCUCGUGAUAACAAAUACUCGCUGGCCCGUCAUGCUCUUUCGGAGGUGCGACAGGACUGGAAAUUCUAUACAGACACCGACAAGGAACUUGUGAAAAAGAAAUUGGACAAUUUAUCACCAGCAUCAUCUCCUGCUUCUAAUCAAAGAUCUCCAGACAGUCCAAGUAAUUCACAGAAACGGCCAAGUGAAUCGGUGCUUGAUCUGCUUCCAUCCAAAAAACAGCGUAUUUCCCACUCCGUGGCCAAACCCAAGAAAGAAAAUAAACCAAUUGUCGCUGAGGUCCCCAAACGUGAUCAACAUCUCACCGUCAAUGGCCACGACCACACACACAAAAAGGAAAAUAUUGAUGAGAGAGUCCAAGUUGCCACGUCCACCUCUGACAAUCCAGACUACAUGAAUACCUACCAUCCGAUCUCCACUGCUGAACAGCGUCAACGCUACAAACAAGAGUUUAAUCAUGAAUAUGAGGAAUAUAGAGGAUUGCAUAUGAACGUAGAACGAGUGUCAAAGAAGUUCAUGGACUUUGAGGCCAUGCUAAAACAGGCAGAGCCAGGGUCAGAAAGUUACGAGAAUUUGAAGAACAAGAUUCGAAUGGAAUACAAACUACAAAAAGGUGAUGUGAAGUACAUUGAUCAAAAGAAGAGGUUUGACUAUUUACACAAGAAACUUGGUUUCAUUAAACAGCUCAUCCUGGAAUAUGAUCGUACACAAACGAAUGUGGACUCCUAGUGAAGGCUAAACCAGUCUUAUUUUGCUCAAAUCUGGUCUCCGUACACGUCGUUGGAUUUUGUGAUCUCCGUCUUUGAGAUGGACGACCUGGCUCGCCUCAGGACCUGGUGUUAUUCGGAUAUGUGCAACAGCUGUGUCUGUAUUGGCCAUGCUUGAUUUGUUAAUUGGCAAGGAAAGAUAGCUAGAUGAGGCAUCCAUAAGUUUUGUUUUCUAAACAGGCUGGGAAUAGCAUAGAUAAAAAGGAUUUCAGGAAUUUGGUUCGACAGAUAUAUCUGGGGCUUGAAACUGGCACAACUCGUUUUAGCAGGGAUAAGCUUAUGGCAAUAUUUGCAGAAUUUUUCCCAAUCAUUAAUAUUGAAUUCCUAUUAUAAGCAUAUGUAAUUUAGUGGUAUAUUUUAGUGCUUUUUGUGCUGAAAGAAUUGUGCUAAGUUAUUAUUGUGCUAAUAGCACUUUCUGUAUACUGUUUCUAUAGUAAAAUAAUUUGAGUACCAAUUCAACAGUGGGCUAAUCUAUUACAUUUUGUCAAUGUGCUAAAUUUGAGUGCACCAAAUCAAAUGCAUUUACAGUAUGUCAUAUAGAAACAGCUGAUCCAUUUUCUUCGAAACUGAAAUUCUCCCAAAACGUUCAUGAUCAUGACCUAGAAAAUUAUCCAGUAGAUUUCUGGAAAUUGUUUGGCAUGUGUCCCAGGACAUGUGACCAUACUACCUCCUUUCACACCAGUGUACAGCAAAUCAAGCCUUUGUAAUGGGCUCAUUCCCCGAACAACAACUCUGGUAAAGACAAAGGAAGGUGUUUCUAUAGGAAGGUCUUUGAAGUUUGGUUAUAGUCUGUUUCAAUAUGAAAUACCAACUC
This is a messenger RNA of Pecten maximus, 2510 nucleotides long. Its product is annotated as RNA polymerase II elongation factor ELL-like. Gene Ontology annotation, molecular function: cis-regulatory region sequence-specific DNA binding. The transcript is spliced from 12 exons. Gene Ontology annotation, biological process: snRNA transcription by RNA polymerase II; transcription elongation by RNA polymerase II; positive regulation of transcription elongation by RNA polymerase II. Gene Ontology annotation, cellular component: transcription elongation factor complex. Bases 6 to 1658 code for a protein of 550 amino acids. The record is from RefSeq and is a predicted model, not a curated record. NCBI's taxonomy places the organism in Eukaryota, Metazoa, Mollusca, Bivalvia, Pectinida, Pectinidae.